CGACUUCCGCCGGCGCGCGCAGCCCGGCUCCCAGCCGCUGCCCUUGGCCGUCUGGUGGUUGCUGGCACCUGUGCCGCAGUCAUGAGUUUCCUUCAGCUUGUGCGUGACUACUGGGUUCAUACACUUGUCCCUAUUGGAUUUGUCUUUGGAUGUUAUCUGGACAAAAAGAGUGAUGAAAAGCUAACUACCUUCCGGAACAAGAGUAUGUUAUUCAGAAGGGAAUUGAGGCCCAAUGAAGAAGUAACCUGGAAGUAAAGACUGGCUAAAUUUUAAAAUGUUCCAUUUUAAAAAUUAGGAAAAAUAAAAGUAAGUUUUAUUUAAUUAGAA
Molecule: messenger RNA, 327 nt
Organism: Jaculus jaculus (lesser Egyptian jerboa)
Lineage: Eukaryota; Metazoa; Chordata; Mammalia; Rodentia; Dipodidae
Gene: Ndufb1
Product: NADH:ubiquinone oxidoreductase subunit B1
Exons: 3
Coding region: 82-255 (57 amino acids)
Cellular component (GO): mitochondrion
Source: RefSeq, a predicted model, not a curated record